Molecule: messenger RNA, 2183 nt
Organism: Doryrhamphus excisus (bluestripe pipefish)
Lineage: Eukaryota; Metazoa; Chordata; Actinopteri; Syngnathiformes; Syngnathidae
Gene: popdc2
Product: popeye domain cAMP effector 2
Biological process (GO): heart development; striated muscle cell differentiation; skeletal muscle tissue development
Cellular component (GO): sarcolemma
Molecular function (GO): cAMP binding
Source: RefSeq, a predicted model, not a curated record
GCUGUUGGCUCCAGAGACAGAGCGGCCACCAGCAGAGAGAAAGGAAGGGGAGCAUAAUGAGACCAGAACCCUGUUCUAGCUGUCCUUCCACAACGUCUUAGCGCUGCACGCCAACUUUUAGUUGCGAGUCCUCAGAUCUUUGGAUCUUUUAUAGUCCAUUUCCAACAUGAGCGGGGAGGACUGGACCCUGCUGGACCGCUUGUUCUCCGCUCCGGUCUGCAACGGCUGGAGCAACGACACAGAGGGUGCCAUCUACCACCUGGGCAACACCAUGCUCUUCCUGGGCUACAUGGGGGGCAGCGGGGCCUACGGCUGCCUCUUCAUCUUCGGCUUCCUCACCCCCUCCUUCCUGUGCCUGACCCUGUGGGGCUGGCUGACCGUGUGCGGCCUGGACGUCGCCACCUGGAACCUGCUCCUGCUGCUGGCCUGCCUGGGCCAGAUCUGCCACCUCCUGUACCGCCUGCACCAGGAGGGCCUCCCCGGCGAGGAGAUGAACGCCCUCUACCAGGACGUCUACCUGCCGCUGGGCGUGCCCGUCCAGGUCUUUAAGGAGAUAGCGGCCGCCUUCGAGAACAAGGUGCUGGAGAUGAAGGCUGGGGAGACGUACGCCGUGGAAGGCAAGACGCCCAUCGAGCAGCUUUCCUUCUUGCUGUCUGGGAGGAUCAACGUAUCUCUGGAGGGUCAGUUCCUGCACUACAUCCACCCGCACCAGUUCCUGGACUCCCCCGAGUGGGAGUCUCUGAGGCCCAACGAGGAGGGAAAGUUCCAGGUCACACUGACAGCAGAGGAAGACUCCCGCUACAUUUCCUGGCGCCGCCGCCGCCUCUUCUCGCUGCUCUCCAAGGAGCGCUACGUGGCCCGUCUCUUCUCCGUCAUGCUGGGCUUCGACAUCGCAGAGAAGCUCUACAACCUCAACAACAAGCUCUACAUCAAGAGCGGCGUGCUGCUGGACAUCCGCCUGCCCAGCCUCUACCACGUGCUGGCGCCCUCCUCGCAGAGCAGCGACGACGGCGGCGGCCCCCCAAAAGAGCCUCAGGGUCAAGCACCGGCCCCGCAGAGGUGGGAACUCGACCAGUCUCACCCUUCCCAGCCACGGCCCCAGGGACAAGAGAAGACCUCCGUGGACGAACCCCCCCAACAGGAGCACCUCCAGAACCCGUGGGUGUCGGACCCCGAGAUGCCCUCCGGUGAGGACUCCACCAGCCUGGUCCUGGAGGACUUUGCUGAUGUGGCGGGCUCCCUAAUGGACUAUGGCAGUGAGAGGGAUUAUUUGCGGUAAAGGGGCUGGGUUCUGGAGCUAACACACUGGGUCACCACUUAAGCUACAUGGGGCGGCAGCGACAGGACUCGGGCUCCUCGCUUCCAGAGGAGCGUCCGGGCGCCGCUAGCUCCGACCGACACGCCCAAACUGUGACUUCAUCGAUGAAGGUGUUCCAGCCAUGUCUCCUUUCCUUCAAACGACUUCAACAUUUGGACCACAGCUUACUUUUCUUGGUGGGACUCUGUUUUCCUCGUAGUGUCGUGGCUUUUAUUAGACAGUUUGUAGAAAUAAUCAUGCUAACAUUCUGGUUCCACACAAACACCUUGUACAAUGUGACAUUUCUACCCCAGGGGGCCAACGUUUGUACAUAAAGCGGACUACUUCCUGUCACAUGACCACUUUCAUAGGUUUUCAUAGAUUUGUUCAGACGGCACGUCUUUCAGAACAGGAAGUCCUUUGGCAAUAAAAGCAUGAAAAGACGAAGCUAAAGUAUAAAGGUACUUAAAGUACAACGGUAUUAAAGUAUAAAGAAGGACAAGGAAGAAGUUUUAAGAUAAGUCAAAAUAAGUGAAGAAAGCAAACAAGUACAAGUGUGAAGUGUUUGUACUUCUAUUUGAUCCAUGAAUGUAUUGUCCAAAGUACCACCAGCCAGCCCAAUGUAGGAUUAGAAGUGGAAUCAAGUUUCACUUCUUGGCCCAGACACCAGGUAUGAAAUGGGUGCUCCUGUAUUUGCAUACAGUAAUUCAAGAUUCAAGCCAGCAUGUCGUCUUGGAAGUACUGGUACAGAAGAUCCACCGUAAAAACAAUAGACCCCACUUUGGCUAACAUUAGCUAAAUAUGCGUCACGCAUGUGGAAGUAUAUUAGUAUAGAUGAAGGACAAUGUACAGCAUGAUGAUGAUGAUGAUGAAGAAGAAAUAUUAA